This is a messenger RNA of Gekko japonicus, 3221 nucleotides long. RefSeq names its product transmembrane protein 62 (gene TMEM62). The transcript has 14 exons. Lineage: Eukaryota; Metazoa; Chordata; Lepidosauria; Squamata; Gekkonidae. Bases 106 to 2040 code for a protein of 644 amino acids. Gene Ontology annotation, molecular function: hydrolase activity. The record is from RefSeq and is a predicted model, not a curated record.
UUAUGGCCGUGUAGCGGACUGCCUUCUAGUUUACAAGCGGAAGCGAAUGUCGAAGUUAGCGGUGGUUGGCCGAGGCGGUGACAGUUGGAUCCCGGAGACGGGUAGAUGCUUCCCAGUGGGGCGAGAAUGCUGAAGGUGGCGGCUGGGCUGCUCGCGGCCGCUCUGGUCGCGCUGCUACUGGACUGGUACAGCCCCUCGGGACCCCCGCAACAGCUUCUCCAAGGCCGCUCCUUUGCCCCCGAGCCGGCGCCGGGUGCUGAGGCGAACAAUCUCUUCUGGCUAGUUCAGGUAUCAGAUCUACAUAUCAGUCAGUUUAGGGGUCCCAGUCGAUCCUCUGAUUUUGAAAAGUUCUGUACUGAAACCAUUGAUAUAAUUCAACCAGCUCUUGUUUUAGUAACAGGUGACUUGACUGAUGCCAAAGCAAAGGAUGACAUUGGCUCUGAUCAGAUAGAGGUGGAGUGGCAAACUUACCAGACAGUUCUGAAGAGGUCUAAGGUCAUGGAAAAAACCAAAUGGAUCGACAUUAAAGGGAAUCAUGAUUCAUUCAACAUUCCAAGCCUGGACAGUGUCAAGAAUUACUAUAGGAAAUACUCUGCAUGGCAUAAGGAUGGCUCCUUCCAUUACAUCCACCACACAUCUUUUGGCAAAUACUCUUUCAUCUGUGCUGAUGCAACCCUUGUUCCAGGUCCCAAGAGACCCUUCAAUUUCUUUGGGAUUUUAAAUGCGAAUCAAAUGGAAGAGCUGUCUUUGCUGGCUACAGAAAGUCAUGACAGUAACCACACCAUCUGGUUUGGUCACUAUCCCACUUCGACAAUCAUCUCUCCAUCACCAGGAAUAAGGAUGGUUAUGAGAUCUGCUACAGCCUAUUUAUGUGGACACCUCCACACCCUGGGUGGUCUGAUGCCAGUCCUACAUACUCAGCACCAUCAUGGCACUCUAGAACUGGAGCUGGGAGACUGGAAAAAUAAUCGGAAGUUCAGGAUUCUUGCUUUUGAUCAUGAUCUCUUCAGUUUUGCUGACGUGAAUUUUGAAGAAUGGCCUGUAGUUCUUGUCACCAAUCCCAAGCCAUCCCUUUAUAGUAGCUCUGCUCAUGAACCGCUACAGAGAAUCCUUCAUUCUACCCACAUCAGAAUUUUGGCCUUCUCUCCUUCUCCCAUCAAAUGUGUCAAGGUCAGUAUUGAUGGCAUCCAUCUUGGUGAGGCUUUUCAGGUGUCUGGACCUCUCUAUGUACUGAAAUGGAGCCCCCAAAGCUAUAGUCAAGGAUUUCAUCAAAUAAAUGUGACAGUUCAGGAUGACACUGGUAAAAGUACUACUCAGCAUCAUUCAUUUACUAUGGAAGAAAACCUUUCUCUUAAGUUUGGCCUCUUAUCAUCUUGGAUUCUUCUUGCUGAUCACUAUAUAUGGGUUCGAGUAGUAUUUGCACUGAUGGUUAUCAUCCAAAUUGCCUUUCUGAUUAUAUUCCGGUAUUUAGGAAGGCCAUUGCUUAAAGGACCUCUCACAAGGGCAAUGCAGACCUCUCUUUCACUUCAUAUCCUGAGCAAAACAAACUUCUUCUAUUACUUCUUUUUGCUGCUGAGUUUGUAUACUGUUUUAGGUCCCUGGUUUAUUGGUGAGAUGAUAGAUGGUCACAUGGGCGCCUGCUUUUCUUUUGGGAUAAUAGUAGAUGGCCAUUUCUUUCAAGGAAGUCUAACAUUCCUAAUUGGGAUUUUGCAGGUGAUGUUUUUCAACAUACCUUUGAUGGCAUAUCUCUGUUGGUGCCUGCUUCUGCGUUGCCAAGGAAACUGCUUUGGCUCCCACCUGUAUAAUGUUAAACGAUAUCAUUCUGUGCCUGUCCACCUAACCAUGGUGGUCCUAUUUUUCUGGCAAGUCUACUCCUGCUUUUUCCUGCUGCAGACCUAUGGAGCUAUGGCUUUCUUCCUGUCUCCACUGAGGACUUGGAUUGUUGGCCUAACUCUCUUUGUGGUCUAUAGAAGCUGGACAAUGAAGUCUUCUACUCUGAGAAUCUUUACUGCGCAAAUGAAGAACAAUCAAAGUUCUUAAUGACUCUUUCUCAGGGGGAUCAAGUACUCUUUCACUUAGACUGUUAAGUGGUGAAGCUGUGAGGUGCAGUUUGUAUGACUAAUGUCCAUGCAAUCUGAAUAACUGAAUGUAAAGGUUUGGAGAUUUCCCUCCCCCCCCCCUUACAGUGCCUGCCUCAGGAGUUGAUUGUAUUUGUUGAUGGAAUCUGUUCUGAAUUGCUGUUAUAUAAUGCGAAAUGAAGUUCAAGAGUAGAACUUGAUACUGUAUUGUGAUGGUUUCUACUUUUCUAUGUUCAUAAAAUGCUGUAGACAUAAACCCAGAAGCACUUAGUGUUUAAUUUUGGACAGUAUGGAGGACAAAGUGGUCAGUAAUAAGUAUGCCUGCAAUCUAGUGUUGUAAAUCUGGCAUAUCACACACACACCCCUUCAGAGCAGCAGAUACCUCACACCAACACUGGAAAAUGGUUUUGAAAUUCAGUUUCCAGAAUGAUUGCUAUAUAGCAUUGGUGGCUAACAGAAAAACACAAGCCCAAUUCCCACAGGGUAUGCUGAGUUAUUUGCACAGUUCUCUGGCUUGUGGUCUGUCUUAAAUAUCUCAUGAUGUUAAAUUUUUAUUUUUCAAAUGUUGUAUAUCACUGACUGGCAGGGAUGAAAGUAAUUUAAGUUUCUUACUGGAAAUUUAUUUAUUUAAUUAUAUUUAUACCCCGCCCUCCCCACGAACGGGCUCAGGGCGGCUGUCUCUGUAUCGGCAGCUUGAAGCACGAUAUGGGAGAUACUACUUUGGCCAGUUUGGUACCAAUACUCCAUAUUGGCCUGUACCCAUAUGUUUUCAUCCCUGGUGCCUGCCAAACUGUGGAGUGUGCCAUAUAUGAAGUCAUUACUAUGAGAGGGUAGUAUCUACUUUUAUAGAGUCUUGGAUGCUGUGUGCAUGCACAAAAAUGGCAGUCAAUGUCAAGUUCUCCUGUUCCGUACCAUGUAUUACACCUUCAUGCCUUGAUGCCAGUCCACGUUACCUCUAGGUUUCAGUCCAGAGUUUUCUUCUACCUGUGAAAGGGGGGGAUAUACCAAUGCUAACCCUUUAAGCCACAUUUCAGGAAUUAUGUGAUGGAUGAAUCUAUUCUGCAAGGAGAGUUCCACCUGUAGUUCUUUGGAUGAAAUCCCUAGUGUAUGUACUCUGCAUCCAAUAGGGUACAGAAGCAAGCC